GAAAAACGCUGCCUGUUCUAUUCCAGUAAGUUAGUAUACGUAAACUACAAGGUCUGAUUAAAGUGUUCGCUUUAGUGGCAAGUAGUAGUAGUAUUUUUUGUUUUCCGACACUUGCUUGUAAGUUGUAUGCGUGACGUAAAGCAGGUGGCCAUACUAUGAACGCGUUCAGCUAAGGCACGCGCAGGUCGUAGCCACAACCCAUCUGUUAAUAUAGCUUGCGCUUGAUCUUGUGUGGCAUAUCGUGAGCACUGUUAUACUGUUCUAUUAUUGUUAUUGUAUAGACGGUACUGUUGCGUCUCUGUGACAAAAACUAAAACGCUUCUGUGACAUUGGAAAUUGUAUAAUUUCAGCAAUGCUUUCGCAGUUUAAGCAGAUUUUUUAUUGUUGAGAAAUCAAACUACAGGCCAAGGGCGUGGACGCUGUUGUCAGAGGUAUAGCAUUAUUUAGGUCUUUUUUUUAAGUUCUAAAGUUGCGUUACCAUGGUGAUCUGUGGUAGUCGACAUAAUGAAGAUGAUGGACGGAUAUUGUUGAAAAGUACGGAACAACUGAAUAAGGAAAAACAAGGAACUGCUUUUCAACAUAUACGAGACAAUAUUGAAGACUUGAAUGGAAGAGUUGGGGCUUGUGACACUGACUUGAUAUUUCUGAAAGGACUUAUGGAUUCACCAGUCAUGAGCUCCUUGAUAAAGGUACAAGACAGACUAGAAGAAAGUAAUGGUGCUAUCAAGCCAAUGGGAUCCAACACCUCAGAAUUACUCCUCAACGUUAGGAGUAUUUGCAGACAUGGGGAUAACAAGGUUGCUCAGGAGUUAGCAACAGUUCUUGAAAAUCCUCACAUUCAGGCCUUAUUAGAAGCCCAUGAUUUAGUUGCUAUCAAACAGUACCAAAUGCCUGAAAUGUCGGACUCUCCAUCUCCUGAACCCUCUCCAACUGGCACUUUAACAGGAGAUGCUGUUCGAAUGGUUGGAAUUCGUAAAAAUGAUGACGAACCUCUGGGAAUCACUGUUAAAAAUGAUGAAGAAAACUUAGUGAUAGCCAGGAUCCUAGCUGGUGGAAUUAUUGAUAGACAAGGUCUUUUACAUGUGGGUGACAUAAUCAUGGAGGUUAAUGGUGUGGAGGUACACUCACCAGAACAGCUACAAAAACAACUACAGAGAGCAUCUGGAAGUAUCAACUUCAAAAUCAUGUCUGCAUAUCAGGAUUCUAUACCCUCUUCACAUUUCUAUGUUAAAACGCUUUAUUCAUAUGAUCCCAGCAAAGACAGUUUGCUUCCAUGUAAAGAGAUAGGCCUAUCUUUUAAACAAGGUGAAAUACUGCAGAUUCUGAAUCAAGAAGAUCCUAACUGGUGGCAGGCUCGUAAAGUUGGUUCUCUUGGCCUAACUGGACUCGUUCCCUCUCAGGAAUUGGAAGAACGACGACGUGCUUUUGUACGUCCAGAAUAUGACUAUGCCACAAAAUCAACAAUGUGCGGGACAAAGAUUACAAAGAAGAAACGAAAAACCAUGUAUCACACUAAAGGAAAUGCUGAAUAUGACAAAGCAGAACUAACUCUGUAUGAGGAAGUUGCUCGAAUGCCCCCAUUUGAGCGUAAAAGUAUUAUUCUGAUUGGUGCUCAAGGAGUAGGAAGGCGUUCUCUAAAAAACAGGUUGAUAAGUUCUGAUCCCUCGCGCUUCGCUUUCCCCUUGCCUCAUACCUCUCGACCAAAGAGAGAUGGAGAGCAAGAUGGAAAAAGUUAUUUCUUUGUAUCCAGAGAAGCCAUAGAGGCAGAUAUUGCCGAAAACAGGUACUUGGAGUGGGGAGAAUAUGGAGGGCAUAUCUAUGGGACAAAACUUGAUUCCAUUCGUGCAAUUAUUCGUUCAGGAAAGAUGUGUAUAAUGGAUUGCAACCCUCAGUCUCUGAAACUGCUGAAAACACCCGAGUUUAUGCCAUACGUCAUAUUCGUCUCAGCACCUCAUGCCGAACUUUUGAAGCAAAUGCAUUUCUAUGGACGUAACCAUGGCUACACAAGUACCAGGAGUCUUACGUUUGAUCGGGCUAUGGGACGCCACGGAUCUCGUCGAGCAAGGACUCUGGAGAGUUUGGCUUCCCUGUAUGAGGAUGAAGAUCUGAAGAACACCAUUGAAGAGAGCAGUAGACUACAGAGAGCUUAUGAGAAAUACUUUGAUUUAACUUUGGUGAAUAACAACUUUGACAAAACCUAUGAACAGCUCAGAGAAGCCAUUGAUGCACUGAAUACCAGCUAUCAGUGGGUACCAGUAUCAUGGGUUUAUUAGCACGUGUAGUAACUGGAUAUGUUAUCCCUUGUUGGUCUCCAGUUGGAAUAAGUAGUAAUCUCCAUUUCAUUGCCUGGUGAAAAUAAACUUAACUCUUACUGCACAUAGGACUAAAGCAAGACAUGCAAACUUAAAUAAGCCUUUUCAUGUAGUAAAACUAAUUUACCUUUUUCUGUACGUUUUCAGUCUUGUAUUCACUGUUUUUGGAUAUCAUUUCAUUGUUAUCAUUGGCAUUUGAGCUACCCAGACCAGUGAAUAUGGUCAUACUGCUAGCUUACAGCACCUUCCCAUUGUCACAGUGUUGUAAUGUGAUGGAAAGAUGAAUAAUGAUGUAGCUACAUUAUAACCAAGCUGCAGGAAGAGUUAAGUUUGAUAGAUCUAAUCAAAACAGUUAUGCAAGAAAGUUUACCGUUACUGAAGGUUUUAACUUUGAUAAAGAACAUAUUUUUCACGUAUAUACACAUCAGUUUUUGUAAUGUUUGUGAUAAUAUAAUAAUGGUUGUAUUUGUUCAAAUGAUACCCUGUAUGUACAUGUGUAUUCUGUGAUGUGUGAUAUUGUUAGCAAAGAAGUCAUACUAAAUAUCUAUCCAUUUAUUUAAAGCAUUUCGUUUAAAUUCUCAUGUUUGUAACGUUAUUUAUCAUAGUUUGUAAAUCCGUUCUAACAUGUACUUGGAUAAGAUCAUUUACAUUCCCAGCUCUUUUCACUAUCCGUGCUGUUUAUUCUUUUUUCUAAAAUAAUACUAAUUUGCUUUAAAUUAAUAUUGUACAAUUUUUAUUGAUUAAACAAAGCAGUAUUUUUGUAAGGGUUAGAAAAGUGUGAAUGCUGCCAUGAUAUGUAUUUCUUGGCAUUUGCAUGUUAACAGUGUUUUUCAGAUAUUAUUAAGUCGCAAGUAACAUUAAUUGUAAGCCAUGUUUUAUGCAUUCCAUUCAUUAUUUUAACUUGUACUGUAAUUUUCAUUGUCAGUAUACUAGUGUAGCAGAUAUUCUAUGUGUGUAACGUUUCCUAAGUUUAUUUUUCAUAAUUCUUUAGGCCUCUCCAUCUUUUACUUAGCUCUUGUGAUUGAACCCAUAACCAUACAACCUGGUCUUUAACCAUACAACCUGGUUUUGACAAUCUCCAACUUUCUUUUGAUUAACCUUUCAAAAAAUGCUGUCAUUUAUUUUAUGACAAACAUUAACCCAGCUCAAAGUGGUACUUAAAAUUUGAGAAAAAAAUGAAAUGAGUAUGUUUUGGACAGAAAGUACCAUCAAUCUUAUCACAAACCUCUUUAUGUCCUUGUUUGUACAUAUUAUGGUCGAAUCAGAUGUUAUUUUACUCAGUCCAAUAUUGAAAGUUAUUAUUUUGAGUAUGGAAAUAAUGGGGGUAAAAGUGGAAACAUUGUCCCUUCAUCUGCUGCAGAUCCCUUUUUAUUUAAAGUCAGGGUUAUUAUGUCAUUCUAAACAUUUUUAUAUUUUACAUAUCAAUUAAUGUAUUAUCUAUAUCUUUUUUAAUGUGGAAUAAUUUAACAUUUAAAUAGUAUUUCGUAGUACCCUAUUAUUCGGUGUAAAUAAACUAACCCUCAUUUUUCAUUGUUACACAAGCAGUUUGUAUUGUGGGAAAAUCUUGGAUUAUGCACAGUGCUUAGGGUUACUUUUUAAGAGACUUGUUUCGUGUUUGAAUGAAAGCAGUGCUUCAGGAUACUCCAAACAUUUAGCUUCAUUAACGUUUGUGCUACAAACAACUCCUGAUAAACGUAGAAUUUUUCAGCUUUGGGUGGGGCUAGAAGAAAAAUUAUUAUUAGAUAUAAAUAUCGUGUUUACCAGUUAAAACGUUAGGAAAAAAAACAGUAAGUGGAACAAACUAUAAGAAGACGAAAUUAAAAUACUAGUUUCGAUACAUUCUUGUGUCCUCCUCAAUUUUACUUUGUCUUGUGGCAGGAAAACUAGAUGUUCUCUCUAAUUUAAGGUCUUCUGAUAGUUUAUUCCAUUUAUAUGUUGUUUUUUCUUCACUAAUUUGUAUUAGAGUUCUAGGGUUAGACUUUAUUUACUGCAGUGGUUCUGAACGUGGGGCAAUAAGAAAGUUUUCAUUUGGGUGUGAAGAGC
Messenger RNA from Limulus polyphemus (Atlantic horseshoe crab), 4355 nucleotides. Its product is annotated as MAGUK p55 subfamily member 6-like. The coding region runs from base 480 to 2273 and encodes 597 amino acids. The record is from RefSeq and is a predicted model, not a curated record. The transcript is spliced from 14 exons. Gene Ontology annotation, molecular function: protein binding. Gene Ontology annotation, cellular component: cell-cell junction; plasma membrane. NCBI's taxonomy places the organism in Eukaryota, Metazoa, Arthropoda, Merostomata, Xiphosura, Limulidae.